AUGACGAGCAGCGUGGAGACGCUGUCGCAAGGUGCGCGCGCGCGCGUCCCGCGCCCCUCCGUCACCCUCGCGCGUCGCCGCCCGCCGUCGCCGCCGUCGCCGUCGCGUCCGUCCCGCGCGUCGCUCAUUCACUCACUCAUCUCUCGUCCUCUCUCGCGCCGUCUCCCCGUCUCUCCUUCUCGUCCAGGCUUGCAGCGCGAAAUCGCGCCCGCGGUGAGCGACUGCGACGCGUCCGCGCGCGCGUCCGCGCGCUCGCAGUCGAGCCUGACGGCCUCCAUCGAGCGCCUGCACCGCGAGCUCGAGGCGCUCCUCGCGGCGGUCCCCGAGCCCGAGGCGCGCGCGCACGCGGACGCGAUCUCGGGGCUCAAAUCGCGCGUCGCGACGCUCAGGGCGUCGGCGCUCGCGACGCGCGCGAAGAUGGUCAGGAUACACGCCGGCGCGAAGGCGAUGCGCAGGGUGGACCUCGCGGCGGUGCUGGACGACGACCACGACGGGCUGCCGCCGCGGGAGGAUCUGUACGUGGGGGAGAGAGACGACGACGACGACGACGACGACGACGACGACGCGGAGGCGUCGGAGGCGUCGGAGGCGUCGGAGGAAUCGGCGUCGGCGUCGGCGUCGGAGAGGACGACCGGGACGCCGCGGUCGACGCGCGGCGGCGGCGCGACGGAGACGGACGCCUCCGGGGACGACUGGCACGACGCGGACGACGCGAACGUAGACGAUAGCUUUAGAACCACCCCGGGGAAGGAGUAG
Micromonas pusilla CCMP1545 is the source of this 756-nucleotide messenger RNA. RefSeq lists its product as uncharacterized. Lineage: Eukaryota; Viridiplantae; Chlorophyta; Mamiellophyceae; Mamiellales; Mamiellaceae. The record is from RefSeq and is a predicted model, not a curated record. The transcript has a single exon. The coding region runs from base 1 to 756 and encodes 251 amino acids.